Ooceraea biroi (clonal raider ant) is the source of this 2649-nucleotide messenger RNA. RefSeq names its product odorant receptor 4. Gene Ontology annotation, cellular component: plasma membrane. Gene Ontology annotation, biological process: sensory perception of smell; detection of chemical stimulus involved in sensory perception of smell. NCBI's taxonomy places the organism in Eukaryota, Metazoa, Arthropoda, Insecta, Hymenoptera, Formicidae. Gene Ontology annotation, molecular function: olfactory receptor activity; odorant binding. The record is from RefSeq and is a predicted model, not a curated record.
AAAAACAUAGCUACAUUUUAUAAAGUAAAACUAUUUUCGAUAUAAUAUCAAGUCACUUAUUUGCAUCUUACCCGCCUAUAACAUAUGUACGAGAUUAACAAGAAACUGAUAUCACUCUUUGAAGUUAAUUGGUAAUAUAACUUAUAAGUACGAGAAGAUAUAGAAAGAUAUAAAAAUAAUAUAAAUUUAAUAACAAUAAUUUGAAUAAGUGCUUUAAUAAUGCUGAAUAUCUAUUAGUAGCGUGUUACAGACAAAAGCUUUAUUUUCAAAUUUGGAGAAAUAUACACUAUUUUAAUGUGUUCCAUUUAUUAUUUUAAGAAGCAAACAUAUGUUGCGAGAAGGGAGACUAUGAGAGACUAAAAAUGUCUUAAAAAUGUUGAUGUUGAUGAUACAAUAUGUUGAUUACGUCUUUCAAAUUGUUGCAUGAAUAUUUUUGCAUUAGUCACUGUUUGUAAGUUUGCAAGGAAAAGUAGCAUUCUAUACAUUUUUUAAAUAAAAGCAAUAGCUUAACUGUAAAUUUUGUUUAUAUAGCACUGUAUGAUCAAAAUACAAAUGUUCAAAAGUUAUGACAUAUCUAAUCAAUCAAUAAAAUCAAUAAAAUUUAUCUACGUACUAUUAUCUUUUCUAUUUAAUAGAUAUUAAUUCUGUGACACUCUCUUAUUAACAAGAAAAUUAGUGUAAGCACGUGUACGUCGUAUUUAUUGUGCAUGCUGUUGUGCACGUGCACUUGCCUGCAGGACUGUGUGUAUGUAUGAAGCUGUAUCACCCGUAACAUUUCUUGCUCUUCCUUUCUCUUAAAGAUAAAAAGUGCAUAUACACAUAUACUCUGCGGAGCAUAUAAAAUUGCUAUGUUAACAACAACGACUAUAUCCUGUCUUUUGCGCAAAUAAUUCCUUAUAAAUUUUUUUUAUGGAAAGAAAUCGUUCCGUAAAUUUCUUUAUGAAAAAUUUUAUUAUAUGGUUUAUUUUAAGAGGGCAUAAUAUAAGUGUUUGUAUCCCAUGAUAGUAUUUUCUGCUCUUUUACACUAUAGCGCUAAUAUUACACCGCAUUAAAGAUAAUUAGAAAAUUGCGCGGCAAUUUUUACGUUAGAAGAGAGAAGUUGUGGAAUAUUAUCUGAUCGAUCAAUAGAAACCUGAAGGGAAGUAAGUAAAUGUUGUCGUUGAUUUUUCUAUAGCCAUAUGUGUUUCAAACUUCGUGAAGACAUGACCCGUCUCGAAAAUCACCAUUUCAGUCUCAACAGAAUUCUUUUACGUGCCAUAGGCCUGUGGCCAUAUGAACAAUCCAAAUUCUUUCGGCUUCACUUUAUUCUUUUCUCUGGUAUUCUUAUAAGUGCUAUUAUAUUCCAGCUUACAGCAUUUUUGACUACAAGAUGUACUCCGGAUCUGAUUCUUAAGGUUUUCUCUAUUGUGUUCAUAUUUUGUAUUUUUUUAUUACAAUACGUCUCGUUCGGUAUUAAUGUUGAAUCAGUGAAAGAAUUGUUGAUCUAUCUUCAAGACAUACGUGACGAGUUAAAGGAUAAAAACGAAAUCGCUAUCACAGAUGAGUAUGGCCGUGACGCGAAACUUUGCACAGCUGUUCUAACAAUGAUUUCCAUAGUUGGCACAUUCUUAAUAGCGAUUACUCAAGUCUGGUCGGAUGUUCUUAAUGUUAUUUUGCAGAUAAAUGUAUCCCGAUCGCAUAAUGUGCCCAUCAUUACAGAAUAUUUUAUCAGUCAAGAAAAGUAUUAUUAUUUAAUUAUGCUGCACCAGACCACAGCAGUUUAUAUAGGAGUAUUUACAACGGUAGCAAUAGGAACAAUGCUCAUUGCAUUUUAUCACAAUAUCUGCGGCGUCUUUAGAAUUGCUAGCUAUCGCAUCAAACAUUCAAUAAUAUUCAAUAUGAUACAAAACAGCAUAAAAAAUGAAGCUUUGAUAUCCGCAAGGAUAAUCUGUGCCGUGGAUUUUCAUCGUCGAGCUAUGGAAUUAACGAGAAGUAUGGUAUCUACAUUACAAGUAAUGUAUUGUUGCUUGAUACUGUUUGGAGUGGCUGCUUUAAGCCUCAACUUAUUUCGAAUUUGUCAAAUUGCAACUUUGAAAAUUGAUUUUAUGGAGAUGAUUAUCCCUCUUUUGAUGAUUCUUAUUGUUAUCAUGUACAUGUACAUUGCGAACUACCUUGGUCAAGAAGUCAUGGAUCAUUGUAAAGAUGUAUUUCUUAAUGCGUACAACUCUCAAUGGUAUAUAGCUCCCUUACGAGUACAGGGCUUGAUAUUGUUUCUGUUAGAAAGGGGCUCAACGGAGUUUAAACUAAAUGUCGGUGGACUCUAUAAUGCGUCGUUAGAAGGGUUUGCUAUGCUUGUGAAAGCUUCGGUGUCGUAUUUUACUGUUAUAUACUCAACACGAUGAUGAAGCAAAAGUGAAUCAGAUAACAGUAUAGUGAAAAUAUAAGUGAUAAUGGAGCGUACUAAUAUGUUUUAUAUUUCAAAAUAGAAAAUUCCUAUGUUUUGCGCAAGUAAUGCAUUUUGCUUUGUGAACAGAUAGAUAAUAUGUAUGAUUAAAACCAUGUAAAAAAUAUUAGCACAUCUAGUCUUCGCAACAUUCUAAAAUUAAACGUUGUAUACAUAUAUUGUAUAUGCAAUAUAUUCUAUUUCGAAUAUAUAUUAUAAUUUCAAUA